AUGCUUUUCCUUUGGGCAAUGGCAUUUGUUUUAGUCCUUCAGGAGCAAGAUCUUUUAGUUGCUGCAGACCCUGUCAGUGUGUUACCCGAAAGUCUGGGAAGAGAAAACUGGUGUAAUGAACAUCAGAUCCAUGAACGCCUAGAUAUUAUUGAAGAGAAGGUAAUAAAAACAGUGGAGCACCUAGAAUCAGAAGUCAAAUCGCUCCUCAACAUCAUCAGUGAGACGACAUCGAAAAUCCCCACCGUUCCAGGAACACCACUUAUAGACAUUUUUGAUGGUCAGUAUCUAGUUGGAUAUAACCUAAGCUGA
Messenger RNA from Acanthisitta chloris (rifleman), 309 nucleotides. RefSeq names its product placenta-specific 9 (gene PLAC9). NCBI's taxonomy places the organism in Eukaryota, Metazoa, Chordata, Aves, Passeriformes, Acanthisittidae. Bases 1 to 309 code for a protein of 102 amino acids. The transcript has 3 exons. The record is from RefSeq and is a predicted model, not a curated record.